Molecule: messenger RNA, 2189 nt
Organism: Clupea harengus (Atlantic herring)
Lineage: Eukaryota; Metazoa; Chordata; Actinopteri; Clupeiformes; Clupeidae
Gene: pdhx
Product: pyruvate dehydrogenase complex component X
Biological process (GO): pyruvate decarboxylation to acetyl-CoA
Cellular component (GO): mitochondrion; pyruvate dehydrogenase complex
Molecular function (GO): acyltransferase activity
Source: RefSeq, a predicted model, not a curated record
GCAUUGAGUUCAGGCACGAAUCAGGGCACCCCUUCAGCACGCAAGGACACAAACAUGGCGGCCUCCUUGCGGCUGGGACGUCAAGGAAUUUUGAUCGGUUUGAGAUUAGUAAAAGCAAAAAAAUGUCCGUGGACAACACAUACAUUUCGGGAACAAGUCAGGACCUUGUUUCAGUCUCCGUCUUUCUUUGGUGUCGCCCCAAUUCAGUUGCAGAUGCCAGCCUUGUCGCCUACCAUGGAGGAGGGCAACAUCGUCAAAUGGCUGAAGAAGGAAGGUGAGACAGUGGCAGCAGGUGAUGCCUUGUGUGAGAUUGAGACAGACAAAGCUGUGGUCACCUUGGACUCUAAUGAUGACGGGGUUCUGGCGAAAAUUCUGAUUGAAGAGGGCAGUCGCAGUGUGCGUCUGGGAACGCUCAUCGGUCUGAUGGUGGAGGAAGGACAGGACUGGAAGCAGGUGGAGAUGCCACCCCCAGAGGCCGCCGCUCCCCCUCCACCCUCCGCCCCAGCCCCCGCCCCCGCCCCGCCUGCAGCCGCAGCUCCACCACCACCGCCACCUCCACCCCCUCGCCUUGCCACAACGGGACCCCUGAGAUUAAGUCCUGCAGCAAGAAACAUCUUAGACACACACGGCCUGGAUCCUCACCAGGCCACGCCCACUGGACCUCGAGGCAUCAUCACUAAAGAAGAUGCCCUGAAUCUGCUGAAGAAGGCGGGCACCACAGGCAGACCCGCGCCGGCCGUAUCUGCCCCACUCCCCACACCUGCCCCUGCUGUGGCCUCCGCCCCUGCACCCCCAACGCCCUCAGGACGGCUCUACCCCCCUAUCUCUAUACCCGGCAAACCAGGGGCUCCUGGCACGUUCUCAGAGUUGCCGGCGUCUAACAUGCGACGCGUGAUCGCCCAGCGGCUCACCGAGUCCAAGACCACCAUCCCUCAUGCCUACGCCACCGUGGACUGCAACAUGGGGGCUGUACUCAAGCUACGCAAGGAGCUGGCCAAAGAGGACAUCAAGGUGUCCGUCAACGACUUCAUCAUCAAAGCUGCCGCAGUCACACUCCGAGAGUUACCCGAGGUCAACGUAACCUGGGCAGGUGACGGCCCCAGAGCCCUGGACUCCAUUGACAUCUCCAUCGCCGUGGCGACGGACCGAGGCCUCAUCACCCCCAUCAUCAAAGAUGCGGCUGGCAAGGGCGUGCAGGAGAUCUCCACCAGUAUCAAGGGUCUGGCUCAGAAGGCCCGGGAUGGUAAACUACUGCCUGAGGAGUACCAGGGCGGUUCAUUCAGUAUCUCCAAUCUCGGCAUGUUUGGCAUCAGCGGCUUCAGCGCCGUCAUCAACCCUCCUCAGGCCUGCAUCCUGGCCGUGGGCAGCUCGCGCGGCGUGCUGCAGCUGACCCCCGACGCCGAGGACGGCUCGGGCCCCGGCGUGCACACGCAGCAGCUCAUGACCGUCACCCUGUCCAGCGACGGGCGGCUGGUGGACGACCAGCUGGCCUCGCGCUUCCUGGACAAGUUCCGCACCAACCUGGAGCAGCCGCAACGCAUGCACCUGCCAUAGAGAUAGAGGUAGAGGGAGAGGAUGGAUGGAGGGAGGGAGGGAGGAGGAGGAAGAAUAGUGUGGGAGGGGGGGUAAGGCAAGGGAGUGAAAGGUGAGAAAAGAAGGAGUAUUGAAGAGUAGAGCUUCGACACGGUGAUGAGGGAUGGGGGCAAAGGGAGGGAGUACAGGUUACCUGUCGGCGGCGCGUCUUGGUCAAACCAAAACCAGAUCCAUGGCCGUCACUAUCCAAAGCAGCUUCACUUUCAGUUUCAACUGUUAAGUUUACCGCCAUUUCAAAAUCAAACGUUUAAAAUCAACAGCCAGCAGGGUUCAAGUUUCAUCCGAGAAUCAACGUAUGCUGAAGUCCUCCUGUGUAACUUUGUAUAUUUUUCAACUCAUAUAUGUACUAUUGCACAAGUCUACACUUGCGAAUAAAGUAUCUCGUAUCUCGUAAUGUGUGUCCGUUCGGGCGCGUUCUGACAGUUGAUUUAGCGGCUGGACUCCUGCACCGCGUUGCUCAAUGCAUCUUGUCAGUAGGAUUGCGAAAAGAAAUCCACCUGUGUUGUAAUAUUUUCUUCCUUUUGUCAUGUUUAUAGUGUUCAUUUAACUUAUUUAAAACCAUGUUCAUCUAAUAAAAAUCUGGCUUAGACAAACAA